AUGUUGCCUUGCCCGGAACCAACGCCUUGUUACCAGCCAGUUUUACCUUGUUGUAAUCCGCAAUGCCCUCCUCCUAUAAUUCCCAAGCAACGGCCAAUUUGUCCACGACCUCCACCUUGCCCCUAUCCUUGUGUUCCUGUGUGUCGCAGCUGCUGUCCUGAUUGUGAGCUGGAUCCAGUGACGCGAAGAAGACCGUUAAUAGUAAAUGACAGUGUGUUCCAAAAUAGACCUUCUGGUCUACCCGCAGAAUGCUUCACGCGUCGAAAUCCAAACGUGCGGUAUUCUGUAUCUAAUUAUGUAAAACAGGGACCGCAGGCGGGAUGUGCUUAUGCAGUAAACGUGCCCUUAAGAUAG
Parnassius apollo (apollo) is the source of this 354-nucleotide messenger RNA. NCBI's taxonomy places the organism in Eukaryota, Metazoa, Arthropoda, Insecta, Lepidoptera, Papilionidae. The record is from the annotation of a GenBank genome assembly.